AGUAUUCCAACUUUACUUGUCGAGGGAUGUCGGUGGAAACGUUGUAGAGUUUUCCUCAAAUUCGAGCGAACGUGGUAUUUUGGAAACAAAACAUUCAAUUAUAAAAUGUAAAGGUGCUGUUUCUAUUUUAACGUAAAUUGUUGAAAAAAAGACUGAACUGUUUUUAAAAAAUGAGUUUGAGAAAAAUUGUGGUUUUUUGCUUUAUGAUUAUUAACUUCGGCAAAGUUGCGCUGGCGAGCAAAUAUGGUGAAGGAGGCGGGGUGAAUCGUCUGAGCAAUGAUUUGAAGCCAUCGUUGUCGCCCUUGAAUGAUUCAGAAUUGGCAGAAAAUUUAGGUCCUCCAGAUUCCCAUGAAGCCAUGAACAACCGAGAAAUCUAUUCCAUUCCCGUGAACAUCCGAGAGAAAAGGAGCUUCGAAUUUUUGAUGGGUUUAAUCAAUAAUAAUUCUAAAUUUGAAGUUACCAAAGUAGACCCUGAAAGCACUACGGAAAAACCGGCGGUAGUUACUGGAGAUCGUGUCGGAGCAAGUGAAAUUCUUCUAGAAUUAAUGGUGAGAAUCGCAUCUCAUCCAGAUCAAUGGGACAGAGUCCACAAAAUUUUACAAACGUUGGAUCAGGACUUGAAAGCAUCAAGAAGUGUUGUCACUCAAUUACAAACUCUACCACAUCACAACAAAACCAUCCAAAACUCUACUGGAGAUAAUCAAAUAAACUCAAAUAAGAAUAUCUCUAUGUAUAUAAAUAAUACAGUCAAGACAGAAAAGAAAAUGGAAGACGUUAGAUGGCCAAAUGAUGAGAAACACAGUAUUUUGAGAAUUGUAAAUAACAAUAAUUAUUCAGAGAUGCAUGAAACUAAGGCUUUAGCUAAUAACGAGAAGUCAAAGGAGAAAUCUAAUAAACCUACAUAUCCAAAGAACUUCACAUAUCAUAGAGUCACAGGUAAACCUGAUAACACUAGCAAAAAUCCGAGGGCAUACAUAGCUGUCUCAGUGAUAGCACCAAAUAAAACAUCAAGCAAAACUAAAGCAGUCGGAAUCGAAGAGGAUUUAACUUUAGAAAACGAACUACAUCAGUUGAAACCAUGGACCCAUUUACAAAAUCUAAAAGACAUGGAAUCAAUUAGAUCUAAAUGGAUUGUACGAAGAAACAAACAAAACAAGGAAUCAUAGAAAGAGAAUAGCAGCAAUUUGUGAAUAUUAUAAAUAGAAUAAUACAGGCACUAGUUUUUCUGAUUAAAUAUGUUAAUAUUUUAUAUUUUUAAAAAUUAGAAAUGAUGUAAUUCUAGAAUUAAAUAGAAUCAAACUUUGUGGCAUAGACCAAUAGUCCCAGGAAGUAAUUAACGUGAUAUGAAAUAAAUUUAAAAGAUUAGUUAAUAUUUCGAUCAUGUGACAGCUUCACAAAUUUUUAAUGAAACGAGGCAUGCUUAAAUUAAUAAAUUAAAGUGAAUGGUACUUAAUAAACUGAAAAUUAUAUUAGUUAUCUUCCACUUUAAAAUAUAAUUGACACACACCAAUCUUUUAUUAUCGGUUGAUGAUUGAUAUCAUUUAGAUAUUAUUAACCAUAGAUGUAUCUCUCAAAAGGGGCCAAAGAUCACACUUUGUUUUAAAGGUGAUUUUGGAUUCCGAAAUUCAUUUAUUGCCUUGAGUUUUAAUUUUUACAGUUAUAUAUUAUGUGUGAUUAUAAUUCAUUAGUAAUAUACUACAGUUGUGGCUGCAGAGCUUUAAUCGGGAACAAAAAACGGGACAGGUCAGAAUUAGUGCUGUACUCAUCUAAAAUUACGAAUAAUUAACUACUUGUUGUGAUGGAGAAGAUACUUCUGCUUGAUGUUAUUCCAAAUAAAUUCCAUUCACUUGUUGCUAAUGAUGUUUGGAUAGUCCUUUGGGCUCACUUAAGAAUGCUAUCUGGUAAUGAUUAAGUUUUGAAGACUGUACUUCUAAGUAAAUUUCAACUUUUUUGGUGUAAAAUGAUUCAAAUCGAAAUAUCAGUUUUAAUCUUGCACUAUCAUUAAGCCAAAUUGGCAAUUAUUACACAAAUUUCAUGGUAGAAGAUGUGUAAUAAAACUUAGAGUCGGUGAAGCUUAUCAUUGUGAUAUUUUAGGAAUAAUAUUGGCGGUGAGAAAUCGGGUUUAAGAUUAUAUAUUGUAGAUUACAGAUAUAGCUAAGGCAAUGAAACAUCCAUAAAUGUUACUUUUCUUACCCCGGAGAGAACAUGAUUAGACUAUUAAUUAAUUCUGUUAAGUUACAAUGUUAUUUGAGGUUAAGUGCUUCUUUUGAACAGAAACAUUUUUAAAUUUAAGUAUGUCUCGUAUCAUUAAUACCACAGAAAUAGGAAGAAUAAUAUAUUCAGAUAAAAUCAAAGUCAUGUAUUCAAAUUAUCAAUUUAUCUACUUAUCAACUUAAAUGAUACAUUCCGUAAGACUAGAAAUCCGAUCACUAUGCAUCUUCUGUGCUUCUUUUUUCCUAUUCUAAAUAAGUUUGGAGGGACAGAAUCUUUCCAUAUUUUUCAGGGUCUAUUCAUUGAUAUUUUAGCAUCCAGUUUAUUAAUGAUAAUACGCUCCAUUUUCUCGCUUUGGGAACACGCUAUCGCCUUCAAUGUUGUGAGGGAAUGAGGACACCAUAUAAUCACAGUAAUCUCAAUGUGGUUAGAAUGCCAUGUCCAAAGCCACCGAUGGACCUAGAACCCAUUUUUGGUGUCGCAAAAAAUGUAGCUUCUACGUCAAAAGACCAAUUCUUCGAAUAUGGACGGAAAUAGUUAUAUGAGUCAAACCAAAGCACACAUAGAAGGACCUUCUGCGUGCCUUACCAAUCAACUUCUCCUUUUAACAGGUGUGAAGCUCGACUUGUGACUGUUUUUUUAACCAGAAAAUCACUAAGACGUUAUCUGUAUGAUAGGCAUCACCGAUGCAUGUAGAAUAAGGAAUUUGCAGAGGUACUUGAUUACCUUUUCAAAUGAUUUCAGCCUUUGAUAGUAGAGCACGACAAAUCCCAUGGACGCAACGGUAUUUGACCGCCCAAUAACUUAUUUAUUAAUAAACUUUAUUAAUCUAUUGUCUUUAGAUAGUACUACAUUGCUAAAUUUCACUCAAUCAGUUUUCAUGAGCUUGAUUAUGUUUUUACUACCAUAUAGUUUAGAUUUCAACAUUAAAGUAAAAUGUUAUAACGUUUUAUUUUCUGCUAUUGUUCUUUGUACGAUAUUCUUUCCUCUAUAGAAAGAAUUUAUUAUUAAUUUGAUUAUAAUAGACCUUAAGCAAAAUUUUAUGCUCUAAUAUUCAUAAAGAAGGUUUUUAUACCUCCGACAUCGAAAGUUGUACAAACUAAGUAGAAUCAAUAGCAAAGUUUCUAUAAAAGUUAUAAAAUAUACUAAAAUGUUAUGGAUAGUGGACAUUAUAAUACAAUAUGCUCACCGAGAAUAUUUCUCUAAUUCUUCUAUGUCAACCAUAUAUUUUGUUCUAUCCUCUGAUGUUUCUAUCUAUUUGGUAUCAAAUUCGACUCACUGUCUCUUUAGAUUUAUCAAUCCAUCUUCUGUUAUGCAGUCUCUACUACACAAAUGUCUUUUCCAACUAGUAUCAUCCUGUUUGACAAGUCGCCAUACUCAUAUCCAUUCCAUUAGAGCAACUUGUUUUAUUACAUUCUACAUAUUGCAUCGAACUUGAGGACAUGGUUUGCUAAUAAAUUAUCAUCAUAUUGGCAAAAGAUGUGGAAUUAUUAAACAAUUUCUUUUGUUUAGUAACUGCUCUAGUUUCUCAUAAAAUUAGUGUUUCGUAGUUAAAUGUGAAAAUCCGAGCAAGAUGACUUUUAAAGCAUAUUGAAACAUUGGAUUUCAGAAAACAUAGUCAUUGUUUAUAAACACAUAUAUAAAUAUGUAUAUAUACAUAUAUAUAUAUAUAUAUAUACUUUGAUUCUACCUAAAUAUAGAUGAAAACCUGCUCCUACUUUUAAAACCAAUAUUAAAUCUCACAGUUCCGGCAUAAUUAAAAACUUGAACCAAUGAUAUACAUUUUUUACUGUUGAAAACCUACUCUGAAAAUAGCCCUUAGGUUCGUUUAAAAAAAGAAAAUAAUAUGUUGUAUAAUAGUUCUUAUAUUUAAAAUAACUUAGCUUUAGAUAAUACAUUGCGUACUAUUUGAAAAUAAAAUCAUAAAUAGCGGAAAGCACUCAUGCUGCAUAUCGAUAAAUUUUUUUAAAGCAUAUCUUUAUAUGGAUUAUUAUAAGUUAAUUAAAAUUAUUAGACACACAACUUCCUGAAGCUUUGUCAAACAAAAGGCGAUAUUAUCAUACGCCAAAGCGUAACCAGGUAAACUCUUACAGUCUCUUCAUUUUGUAGCGCUUCCUUGUAUUGUGUUCGAACCAUUGAAAUAGAAGGGAAUGAAGAAGCAAUAUUAUUUACAUAAUAUUAUAUAAUAGUAUUUUCUAGAGAAUAAAUAUAUGGCGAAAUAUAUUUGAAACAUUUGUCUUUUAAAUACAAUUAAUUUCAUACAUUCCCAAUACAAUUUGAAUUAAGCUGAUUUCCACAAAUAGAAGUAAAUCUAAUAUAGUUACAAGAGACUAUUUCAAUGGAAUAAAAUCAUGUUGAAAAGCUUACAAUAUCUAACAGGGUUGUCAGCUCUAAGCGUGCAUCGCAAAUAUCUAUGUCUUUCAUAUGUUUCCAAAAUCUCUAGUAAUAAAAAUACCCAACUCAUACAAAUACCUUCACAGAUCGUUUCCAAAGAAACAUACAGCAACAAGCUUCGAAAGAAACCUUAAUGAUCUACGAAUCCCAAUUCCCAAUACUCACCACCCUGGCUGAUUCCCAUACCGAAAUUUAAUACCACCCUUAAUAUGGCAAAAUAUUAGACUCAACCUUAUUAAACCAUCUUUAAAAUUGAAUUUCAAACCUAUCACUUCUACAUAAAUUGCAGAAUUAUAUGCAAUAUUACAAGCACUCGUUCAUAUUAGAGAAUCAAAAAAGUCCACUUAGCUCACUUCAAACUAUCCAACGCCUAUAUAUCUACAAAGCUGAAAUAGUGUACUUUAAAAAUGAAGAUGCCAGCGUCGAAUUUAUUCAAUCUGAAAGAAAUCAAACAAUCAGUGAAUUCCUUGGCCCCAAACAACAUCAAACAGACCACACCAAAUGAGAAUAUUGCGCUAACGCCUGGGUCAUAGCAAUUUAAGCCGUAAAAAUCUUCUAAUACGCACUGAGUUGCCAAAAUGCGAAACCUGUGAUGUAGAUCUUAGUGUUAAACAUAAACUAGCGCAGUGUAAACAAUACGAAGACACAAGAAAGAAGUACGAUAUUUCGGUGAACUUCGGCAAAAACAUGGAUAUGAAUGUACUGUAAUGUAAUGUCAGUCCUCUGCCUAUCCUCUGACUAAUAACUGUAGUAUUUGAAACGACUAGAAACAAUAUGUCAUUUGAUAUCAAAUUUUUUCGUCUUUAAAUUUAUUAAUAAUUCCUAUUAUUAAAAUUGAAUAUUGUUUUAAAAACUAUUUGUUAUGUGUUUCAUUCAUAUUUUAAUUUUAUUCUGAAAACUCAUAGAACUCUCAAUUGAAAUAUUCAUUUUGCAUUGAAAUUUUAAAUUCUACUCCAUUUGUUUAGGUCCCUUUUAUAACCAACAACUUUGUACGUGAACCUUUUUUUAAAAAUUCUCUUCUUCUUGUAUUUAAAGAAUUUUGGAUGUUUAUAUUUGAUUGUAUGUUUUUCUGAUAUAUAAUGCAGUUUUAUUUUUUUUAUCAUCUUAAUGACUUUCUAAUCUAUUAUCUAAAUACUGGGGUGUCUAUCCUAUGUAAAUAGCAUAACAAUUAUCACAAAGUACUUGAUAUAUCACAUUACUUCUUUUAUUUUGGGGUCAUUUAGAUUCAAAUUCAGUAAAAUAUGUGAAAUGUAUUUUUUUGCCAUCAAAGAAUUUUCUGAAAUACAUAACUUUUUGCAAAAGAAACUAGCAUUUUAUAUAUUUAAAAUUAUUUAAUAAUGAAAAAAUAUUAAUUCUAAAGUAACAUUAAUUACAAUGAAUCCAGAAAAAAUAACUUAACCUAUGAAAUUAAAGUUUUAUUUUCACAAAACAAAAACUAUUCAAAUGCACUGUUGAAUCAAUAUAAAAUUGCCAAAAACAAACGUGAGCGUAAAUAAAAUAAAAUACUUGGAGUGGAAUCUUUUUUGUUAUAUGUAGAAGGCAGUUAUUCCUCUUGUACUCUUAAGUCAAUGGUUGGAAAACUGAAUGAAACAAGAAACGAGCGUUAAUAUUAUACAUGACUCUAGUGGACUGUAUUUGAUGACAGAUUCGUGUAGCACAUUCUGAAUUCUUGUAACACUCUCUGUUUAACAAAGACUACAUUUUUUAAUCACAAUGAACAAAUAUCAUUUAUAGAUUCUUUAAUUUUUUUAUUCGUUUGAUUUUUUAAUUUAAUAUUGUUAAAAGAAUGGAAGAUAUUGCAACAGUAUAGUGACUACAUACACGGUUUUUACUUUUCAUCUGAUAUGCAUAAACUUGUAUAUUUAGUACGAAAUUAAAGAUUACCUUUAGUAA
Messenger RNA from Diorhabda sublineata, 6498 nucleotides. RefSeq lists its product as uncharacterized. Bases 171 to 1166 code for a protein of 331 amino acids. Lineage: Eukaryota; Metazoa; Arthropoda; Insecta; Coleoptera; Chrysomelidae. The record is from RefSeq and is a predicted model, not a curated record. The transcript is spliced from 6 exons.